Messenger RNA from Phlebotomus papatasi, 2015 nucleotides. It is a transcript of the gene UbcE2M, whose product is annotated as NEDD8-conjugating enzyme Ubc12. The transcript is spliced from 5 exons. Lineage: Eukaryota; Metazoa; Arthropoda; Insecta; Diptera; Psychodidae. The record is from RefSeq and is a predicted model, not a curated record. The coding region runs from base 142 to 687 and encodes 181 amino acids.
AAAAUGGAUCUCCGAAAAAAGUGUCUGUCAAAAAUUUAUCGUGUUCGCGAGAGAGGGAAGGAAUAAAAAUCCUCAAAUUUCUCGAUAAAUUUCUAAAGCUGUGGUUGUUUCUGGGGCUGAAAAAAGACACUCACGUGGAAGAUGAUUAAGCUAUUUACACUGAAGCAGCAGAAAAAGGACGGAGAGGCCACACCAAAGUCCAGUACACAGAAAAAGAGUGCAGCUCAUCUGAGAAUUCAGAAAGACAUCAAUGAACUGAAUUUGCCAAAAACAUGCACUACGGAAUUUCCGGAUACGGAUGACUUGCUGAAUUUCAAAUUGGUCAUCUGUCCAGAUGAGGGAUUCUACAAAGGGGGAUGUUUUGUCUUUAAUUUUAAGGUUGGUCCGAACUAUCCACAUGAACCACCAAAGGUGAAAUGUGAGACACAAGUCUACCAUCCCAACAUUGACCUCGAGGGUAACGUCUGCUUAAACAUCCUGCGCGAGGACUGGAAACCUGUCCUAACAAUCAAUUCCAUCGUCUACGGAUUGCAAUAUCUCUUCCUGGAGCCCAAUCCAGAGGAUCCGCUGAAUAAGGAAGCUGCUGAGAUUCUGCAGACAAAUAGACGGCUGUUUGAGCACAAUGUGGCCAAGGCGAUGCGAGGAAAUUACAUUGGAGACACCUACUUUGAGCGUUGUCUCAAGUGAUACCUAAAUCUUAAGUGUUGCGUCUAUUUGCUCCUCAUUACGAUUGGCUGGACGCAUCUAUAUAAAUUUUAACCACAAUCCACGAAUGGACUUGGCCGGAGGGGAAGAAGAUGAUAAGAAAAAAACACACACAGUAGGAUGAUAAAUGGAUAAAUGUGGAGAUAAAACUGCAGGAGGUUUAUUGGAGGAUAAAACAAAAUUUUCUGGUAAAUACAAAAUAUAAUUCUUUUCUUCCCUUUGCUAAUUCUUUCAACUUUGACUCGAUUAGGUUAUUUUUUUCUCUUUUUCAUUUUUAAUUUAAAAAAAAUAUGCUAAUAAAGUUGGAUGUUUUUUUGUCAAUUUUCUCUGGGACUUUAAAAACAAAUAGAAACACUUUUAUCCUCAAAAGGAAAAAUUCAAAAUAAGAUUUAAGAUUUAAGAAAAUAUAUAAAUGAGAUUUUAGAAAAUAACCCCUGCUUGUCUUAGACGAAAAAAAUAAAAGGAAUGGUGAAGAAUACGGGAUUUCUCUUUUUUAACAGGGAUUUCUUUUAUUUUUUAACUCUGAAAAUUAAAUGAAAAAAAAUAAGAAUUUGUUGUUUUGAAGAAAAAAAAAGUCCAAUUUAUUUUACACAAUUUAAUUAACAAAGAUGAUUUUAACACUGAGUUAAGAAGUAAAAGGAAAAAGAAAGCGUCAAAAUGAAAGAGAAAUUCAAACUUAAGACUAUUUGAACACGCAUUAUUAAUGUUUAUUUCCUUAAAAGAAAAACACCUUAACUAUAAAAAGAAAAAAGAAUUCAGAGAUGAGAUUUUCGCUUUAUUAUCUCAACUUUUUUUUAAAUUAUAAAUAAAGGAAAGAGAGCAACUUUUGAAGUUCUGAAAUUAGUUUUUGAAAAAAAUAUAAUUAACAUAAUGUUAUACUUGAUAGAAAUUGCACAAAGAAAAGUUCACUAAAAAAACAAUUAUUGUCUUUUGAAAAAAAAAAAAGUUAGUAAUAUUAAAGGAUUUUAAUAAAAAAAACAUCCUAUAAAAUCAGCUUCAAAAAUUGCAAAAUCUCUGUACAUAAAUAUGUGUAAAUCUUUUUUCUUUAAUUUGCAUAAAAAAAUAUUCACUCUCAUCUCUUGGAGGGGGCGGGGCUUAAAAUGAAAAUCAAGAUGACAUUUUAAUAUUUAAGACAAAUUGUGAAUCUAUAUAAAAAAAAUAAGACAAGAUGAAGGAAACGUUUAAAAUUCUGUGGUCAAAGUAUUUUGUUGGAAAAGAAAAAAAAAUUACAAUAAAAAAAAAAGAUAUAAAUUAAUCUCUAUUUAAUGCGACAAAAAAAAUUAUGGGAAAUAAAUGGACAAAAUAAUGCA